Molecule: messenger RNA, 1557 nt
Organism: Nematolebias whitei (Rio pearlfish)
Lineage: Eukaryota; Metazoa; Chordata; Actinopteri; Cyprinodontiformes; Rivulidae
Gene: prpf18
Product: PRP18 pre-mRNA processing factor 18 homolog (yeast)
Exons: 11
Coding region: 79-1131 (350 amino acids)
Biological process (GO): RNA splicing; generation of catalytic spliceosome for second transesterification step
Cellular component (GO): U4/U6 x U5 tri-snRNP complex; U2-type post-spliceosomal complex; U5 snRNP
Source: RefSeq, a predicted model, not a curated record
UUCUUACAUUAACUUCCGGUUAAUGGCAGCGCUCUUGUACUAUCCGCUGCAAGAUCAACAUACUGUUAUUGUCUCGAAAUGGAUAUACUUAAAGCUGAGAUAGCAAGAAAGAGGAAACUUCUAGAAGAAACAGAGCUAAUUGACGACUCCAAAAAAUGCUUCAAAAGGGCUGAUCUUGCACGCAAGGAGAAAGAAGAGUACUUCAAAAGAUGUGGCUAUAAGGUUCAGACAGAGACCCCUGAGAGCCAGAUUGAUAAAAAGGUAGAAAAUGAACCGUCCACUUCAUCUAACCCGGUGUUAGAACUGGAAUUAACAGAGGAGAAACUGCCAAUGACACUGUCAAGACAGGAGGUUAUUCGACGACUUCGAGAACGAGUGGAACCGAUCCGAUUGUUUGGAGAGUCAGAUUAUGAUGCUUUCCAGAGAUUGAGGAAAAUUGAGAUCCUGACCCCAGAAGUAAACAAGGGAUUGAGAAAUGACCUGAAAGCUGCCAUGGACAAGAUAGACCAGCAGUAUCUGAAUGAGAUUGUUGGAGGGACAGAACCGGGGGAUGUGGACACGCAGCAUGACCUGAAAGUUCAUGAAGAAAACACCACCAUAGAGGAGCUCGAGGCUCUUGGGAAAUCCUUGGGUACAGGGGAUGACAGUGGCGAUCAGGAUGUCAUCGCCAAAUUUUUAAGGUUUCUUCUUGGUGUUUGGGCCAAAGAUCUGAACAGCCGAGAAGACCAUGUGAAACGUGGUGUCCAGGGAAAGCUGGCCAGCGCAACACACUCCCAGACUCAGUCAUAUCUCGAGCCUCUCUUUAAAAAGCUCAGAAAGAAGAAUUUACCAGCUGACAUAAAAGAAUCUAUCACCGACAUCAUUAAAUUCAUGCUGGAGAGAGAAUAUGUGAAGGCAAAUGAUGCAUAUCUACAGAUGGCCAUUGGUAAUGCUCCCUGGCCCAUUGGCGUGACCAUGGUGGGUAUCCACGCCCGUACUGGACGAGAAAAGAUCUUCUCCAAACACGUGGCUCACGUUCUCAACGACGAGACGCAAAGAAAAUACAUUCAGGGACUGAAGAGGCUCAUGACUAUCUGCCAGAAACACUUCUCCACCGUUCCAUCCAAGUGUGUGGAGUACAAUGCUCUUUAAGAGGCUAAAUUUUGUCUUUGACUCGAGGACAGUACUUUUUUUGGGGAUUUUUAUUUUAUUUUUUUCACAACAGCUCAUUUUUGUUUCAAACUCUUGUACACGAGGAUUUCUCAUGGGAGUUAUUGUCAUAAAAAAGUACAAAUUAAAUCAGACUGAGUAAAAGUCUAUAUCGUAUACCGUCAAAAGUCUUUGACUGUUUUUAAACGAUCUGUGACUUUUAAGCGUGUCUUGGUUCGGCCUAGUCAGAAUAUUUGCAGCUCUUCUCAUGUAUAAAAUGCUCCAAAGAACUUAAACUAUAGUUACUUGUGUUUUAAGCAAUGAACAAAUAAUCCCUCACAUAAUGUUCAUCUGUUUUCAAAAUGUUUUUUUAAUGUUAUCAGCAAAAUGUCAUUAGUUAAUGAACAGGAAAGUGUAAGUUUUAUUGCA